This is a messenger RNA of Stomoxys calcitrans (stable fly), 645 nucleotides long. RefSeq lists its product as uncharacterized. Lineage: Eukaryota; Metazoa; Arthropoda; Insecta; Diptera; Muscidae. The coding region runs from base 1 to 645 and encodes 214 amino acids. The record is from RefSeq and is a predicted model, not a curated record. The transcript has 4 exons.
AUGUUGCAACUCCGUAUUGUGAAGUCACUCAUAAUUUUACUUUAUUUUCUUGUUUUGGCCAAUGGAGGCACAAUACCCAGUUAUGAUGAUAUCCAACAAAACGAAGUGACCGACGAACCUAGCAAACCUUUGAAAUGGUUAAGGGGAAUACAAGAUGUGGUCUCUAGUCCUACGGGGCAUGUUGUGGUCCAAGUGGCUAAGGAAUUAUUAAAUCGUUCGGCCGGUAACAGCCAAGUCUUAAGUUUAAAUGUUACCAAUUUGCUUAUAAUUUUGCUUUUGAAAAUCCUAAUAUUUUCUGCUGGUAUGUUGGGUGCAGGACAUUGGAGUAACUAUGGAUAUGCACGCUCAGACGACAGAUUUUCUUUAGAUCUAAUCAAAGGCGAGGAUUAUAUGAUCACCGGAUUCUUGGCAGCCCAGGGUGGUUUUGACGAAUGCCUAUAUGCAGCAGCCUGUGAAUCGCCACAAAUUGCCUAUGAAUAUGCAAAGGCAGCAAAAGCUUUAAUUGAAGGAAUCGAGAAAUUUCAAGGAACUCCUGUUGAGAACCGCCGCUAUAUCGAAUUAGCUGUUAUGGUUGAAGAAGCCGCCUACAAUGGCCUGAGGGGAAUGCCCUGCAAUAUAACCCUGAAGUGUGAAAAUAUUCUUUAA